Molecule: messenger RNA, 2246 nt
Organism: Sander lucioperca (pikeperch)
Lineage: Eukaryota; Metazoa; Chordata; Actinopteri; Perciformes; Percidae
Exons: 9
Coding region: 280-1431 (383 amino acids)
Source: RefSeq, a predicted model, not a curated record
ACUCUUUCUUUAAGUUUCACUUUCUGCUCUCUGUAAACGUAGACUACUGUAUUUACGAAAGUAAAGCGGAAAUACGGCCUCGAAUGUUUUUUUAUUUAUUUCGGUUAGGUACUUGACAGCUACAACUGCAGCAACGGCGGACACUAAUUUACCAAAUUAUUGACUUCAAUCAUCUAUUUAGUGUUCGAUCAGAUAAGAUCUUUCUCUUUCCUUCCUCCAUCUUCGAGCUCAGCUUGUCCACACAGCAGGUUUGUUCCAAAUCUUUCACAAGGAGAAGUCAUGUCACGAUUAUUGGGUGAAAUAAGGCGCAGCAACAAAGCAGCCGCUGAAACGUUGGAAAAGACAGAUUUGCGCACUGACUCGGACAUCCAGUCACUGACUCGAGAAGAACUGCACGAGCUGUUUCCUGGACAUAAGCAUUUCAAACUGAGAAGGACCAUCUUUGACAUAAUACAAAAACAGAAGCCAGUUGAUGUGAUCCUAAGAGAACUGAAAGGGUUCAUCCCACAGGAAUCUUUCAGGACUGCUCUAACCAACAACGGAGUCUUGGUUGAUUACCUCCGUAUCCUGAAGGACAUUAAGACCCAAAUAAAUAAUGUCCAGAGUUUCCUUGAUGCUCACAUCGCUGUUCUGGAAGAAUUCAGCAAAAAUCCGCCAGAUCAGGAGUCAGCCUCCUGUAAUCCCGUGAAGCAAUCCUAUGGCCAACCUGAUGGCCCUUCACAAGGAGCACGAGGUACAGGUACCUCGGACACCAGUGGUCAAGUGAUGCUCCAUACUGGCCAAACUGGUGGCCAUCCACAAGGUCCUCAAAGGUCUUUUGCAGAUCCAAGUACUUCAAACAUCUUCAGCAUGGAGCGCUACAAUAGCCCAACUAAUGUACAAAGAAGACGAACCACAUUGGAGUACAAGAUGAUUGUUGGCGGUAAAACCUUUGAUGCACAUCAACAGCUGAUGGAGAAAGUUCAGGAUCAGGUUCGGCUCAUUGAAAGCAGUCAGGAUUACAAGGUCACUUUUGUCUUCUGCCCGAUCAGUUCACGCGUUGCAUCAGAUGUUGAGGCAGCCAUGACUGAUGUUAGAGAUGAUAAACCUGUCAUUCUGGUGUUGAUGCACCACACACGGGAGGUCAAGUACACAACAUCUAUGAGAACAUGGCCUCACUACGCUAAUGUUGUGUUGCAUGUCAACGUUUUCUACCAUGAGACAGUGCGUGGAUUACUGAGGGAUCAACAAAAUGAUGCUGCUGUUACCCAGAUACAAAACAAAUUACUGGAGUGUUUUGUUCCAAAAAGUGAAGAUUCCAGUGGAAAUGCUCAGGGUGGGGAUGCUGAAAGUGGUUUGGCUUGCAAUACUUCUGUUAGAGGUGGUGGUAACAACAGGCCUUCUGAAGCUAACAGUUAUAGCAGUGUUUUUAAUAUAUUUAAAAGGUCGUAAAUCUUGUUGGUGGCAACAGGCUGUGUUGGGGGGUGUCCAUGAUGUUAAUAUUGAAGUUCACAUCCCAAGUAAAACAACAUUUAAUGGAUUGCAUCAGCAGCAAAAAUAAAUCAAUACAAAAAAUAUUGAUUUAGACCAUUUACUGUUUGCAGAAAACAUGUUAUCCUCCUUGGUAAAAUAAGAUCAGCUACUGGUUGUGGUCUAAUGGUGUCAUGUAUUCGUGUUAAUCAUGGGUGUAAAUACUGUAGCUAAACAGAGUUCUCUGUCCAUUUCCUGCUAUUGUGUUUCUAAAGCUACAACAUGUGACUUGUGUUUGGUAACUUUUGAUGCAAACAGUCAACACUUAAAAAAACUUUGACUUAUUUAAAAUAUGAGUCAGACUUUAUACUGUAGAUCAAAGAAAAGAACAAUGUUGACUUAAGUAUUUCAGCUGCUGUUAACCAUCAGACUUUACGGAGAGUUUUGGUUUAAAGUAAGUAAAAAAAAUGUAACUUACAAAACCUUAUAAUGAAACAGAAUUUCUAUAAUCAAAUGUCCCGUGUUCAGUUCACCAGCUGUGACUGUUGUUUGUGUAUAUUAGUAAGACUUGAAUGUACAUUAAGUGAUGAAAGAGUGCAAAGGCCGCAAAGUAGGAACUUACAAAUUAUCUUUGUGUGUUUAUCUACUGUAGGACAGAUAAGAUAUUUUUUGCAUUAAAGCAUGAAUGUGCAUUUUUGCUUUACCUUAUUGCAAAAUCAUGUUGCAGGAAGCGUAUGUAAGAUGUGAUGAUUACUAUACCUAACACAUGUAACAAUAAACUGCAAGUAUGGGUCUAA